AUGGCGCCACCCGCCGCUCAGGCUCAGCUUCUCCUCUCCAACCACCCCUCGCCGUCGCCGCCGCACCGUCGUCGCCUCUUCCCCCUCCUCUUCCGCCGCCCGCUGCCGCCUCGCCUACACACCUGCACCACCCGGCACAACCACGGCCACGACAAGUGCGCCUCCUAUUCCCCUCGCCUUCGCCACGCCCUCCGCCCGCCCGCCGCCGCAGCCACGGUGGCCAUCGCGCCCGGCGACCACUGGGGAAACUGGGCCUUCCUCCUCUCCGCCGCCGCGUUCGGCACAUGGGCGGAGGAGAACACGUCGUGGGGCGCCACGCUCAGCGGGGCGCUGGUCAGCAUCAUGGCCGGCCUGGCCGCCACGGCCGUCGGCCUCGUCACCCCCGGCGCGCCCGCGCACGACGCCGUCAUGGAGUACCUGCUGCCGGCCGCCGUCCCGCUGCUGCUCCUCGGCGCCGACCUCCGCCGCGUCGUCCGCACCACCGGCGACCUCCUCAAGGCCUUCCUUCUCGGAUCUGUCGCAACUGUAAUCGGCACGACGGUGGCGUACCUGCUGAUCCCCAUGAGAUCGCUGGGCCAAGAUAGCUGGAAGAUCGCAGCUGCACUCAUGGGCAGCUACAUUGGCGGAGCGGUGAACUACGUCGCCAUCUCGGAGGCUCUGGGCCUCACGCCGUCCGUCCUCGCCGCCGGCGUCGCAGCGGACAACCUCAUCUCGGCGCUCUACUUCAUGGCGCUCUUCUCACUGGCGUCAAACAUCCCAGCAGAGCCCAAGACGGCGACGGCGAGUCCACAGAAGGACGGCGAGCCCGACGAGGGCGGCGGGGGCCGGCUGUUCGUGCUGAAUGGCGGCGCGGCGGUCGCGCUGUCGUUCAUCAUCUGCAAGGCCGGGUCGGCCAUGGCCGCGCGGCUGGGUCUCCAGGGCGGCACGCUGCCGUGCGUCACGGCGCUGGUGGUGUUCCUGGCCACGGCGUUCCCGGGCCCGCUCGGCAGGCUCGCGCCGGCCGGCGAGUCCCUGGCGCUCAUCCUCAUGCAGCUCUUCUUCGCCGUCGUCGGGGCCAACGGCAACGUCGUGGACGCCGUCACCCGGGCGCCCAGCGUCUUCGCCUUCGCGCUCGUGCAGGUGUCCGUCCACCUCGCCGUCGUGCUCGCCGCCGGCAGGAUCAUGGGGAUCGACAGGAAGCCGCUGCUCAUCGCCUCCAACGCCAACGUCGGCGGGCCCACCACGGCGGCUGCCAUGGCCACGGCCAAAGGCUGGACCUCGCUCGUCGUGCCCGGAAUCCUCGUCGGCAUCUUCGGGAUCUCCAUUGCCACGUUUCUUGGCAUCGGAUAUGGCAUGUUCGUGCUCAGAAGAAUCUGCGGCUGA
This is a messenger RNA of Miscanthus lutarioriparius, 1362 nucleotides long. Lineage: Eukaryota; Viridiplantae; Streptophyta; Magnoliopsida; Poales; Poaceae. The record is from the annotation of a GenBank genome assembly.